This is a messenger RNA of Tachysurus fulvidraco (yellow catfish), 1498 nucleotides long. RefSeq names its product YJU2 splicing factor homolog (gene yju2). The transcript has 8 exons. Bases 237 to 1247 code for a protein of 336 amino acids. Lineage: Eukaryota; Metazoa; Chordata; Actinopteri; Siluriformes; Bagridae. Gene Ontology annotation, biological process: mRNA splicing, via spliceosome. Gene Ontology annotation, cellular component: U2-type catalytic step 1 spliceosome. The record is from RefSeq and is a predicted model, not a curated record.
GUAGACGAGUAAGAAUGUGGUGGAAGUGAGGCUGGAAAUCAAAAGCUUUUAGUACACGUUACAGAAUACAAACGUUAUUACUGUAACAAUUUAUUCAUUAUUAUAAAUUAUAAGAGUUUAUUAUAAUAAACAAGAGACUCUGAAAUAGGGAUCAGACGGCGGAUUGAAGUCAAGUCGGAACCUUUGUUAUUGUUUGUGUUUCUGCCCGGAACUCUGACUGUUAGCUAGAGCUAAACAUGUCUGAGAGAAAAGUCUUAAACAAAUACUAUCCCCCGGAUUUUGAUCCAUCCAAAAUCCCUAAACUGAAACUUCCUAAAGACCGUCAGUAUGUGGUUAGAUUGAUGGCCCCGUUUAAUAUGAGAUGUAAGACAUGUGGAGAAUACAUAUACAAAGGGAAGAAGUUUAAUGCUCGCAAAGAGACAGUACAGAAUGAGCUGUAUCUGGGGCUGCCCAUCUUCCGAUUUUAUAUUAAAUGCACAAGAUGUCUGGCAGAAAUCACGUUUAAGACCGACCCAGAAAACACUGAUUACGCUAUGGAACAUGGUGCGACACGAAAUUUUCAGGCUGAGAAGCUGCUCGAAGAAGAGGAGAAGAAAAUCCAGUUGGAGAGAGAGGAGGAGGAGUUAAAUAAUCCUAUGAAGGUUUUGGAGAAUCGCACACGGGACUCGAAGAUGGAGAUGGAAGUUCUGGAGAACCUACAGGAGCUGAAGGAUCUGAAUCAGAGGCAGGCUCAGGUGGACUUUGAGUCCAUGUUGCAGCAGUACAGGGAGCUGGAGAAGAGACAGAAGAAAAAAGAGCAGGAGGACGAUGAGAGAGAAACCAAAGAAAUGCUGGAGAGAGCGUUGGUCAAACGGCUUAGAGACUCUGAUUCGGACUCUGAUCAGGAGCAAGAAAAUGUAAAAGAGCAGCAGAAAAGACACACUUCUGAGAACCCUACAGACAUCCUGACUACAGACAAAGAAAUGGAUACGAAGGGUGCCACUUCGUCUGGAGUAAAGCGGCAGAAAGUUGAGAGCUGGGAAAAGAGUGUGGGCGGGUUAGGAGGAAGAAAUGCGCUAGGGUCACUUGUAGUGAGGAAGAAGCCUGCGGCAACAGUUACAGCACCGCCGCCUGCAGCUGGAGCUCAGACUGAUAUAGAUCCUGCUGCUGCCACUACAAGCAGCAGCCAAACACCAACAGUUCAGAAUGGUUCCUCUCUCAGCCUGCUGGGGGCGUACUCUGACAGCGACGACAGCAACUCAGACUAGACCUAUCAUGGUGAUGGAAACCGUGCCUGAUGUUAACUGUGCAGGAACAGUCUCAUUCACAGACUUCUGGAUUUUAUAUUGGUGGUGCUUCUUGAAAGUCAUGCUAAUAGUUUAGAAAAAUAUCGGACUGACUGUUCUACAUUUCAUCCUUUCUGGUUGAUUUGUGAUAUUAAAGUAUAGAUGGCCUUUUUCAUGCGUUUAACCCAUGUUUUAGCUUCUGAGCAAUAAAAAUAAAUGGGUCGAACACUUGA